UCGCGGUCCAGCUGAGGGAGAGAGGCGGGGCCCAACAUGGCGGCUGCGCGGCCCCGCCUCAGCGCUGGGCGGGAAACUUCGUGCCGGCGGGUGAUGGAGGCGGCGGGCGGCGAGCAGCGGGAGCUGCUCAUACAGAGGCUGCGGGCCGCGGUGCACUACACGACGGGCUGCCUGUGCCAGGACGUCGCUGAGGACAAGGGCGUGGUGUUCAGCAAGCAGACCAUCGCUGCCAUAUCCGAGAUCACCUUCAGGCAGUGCGAAAACUUUGCAAGAGACCUCGAGAUGUUUGCCAGGCAUGCGAAGCGAAGCACAAUCACUUCAGAAGACGUGAAGCUUCUGGCUAGAAGGAGCAGUUCUUUGCUUAAGUACAUCACACAGAAGAGUGAAGAGCUUGCAUCGAGUAACAUGGAACAAAAGGAGAAGAAGAAGAAGUCCAGUGCAGCUAAGGGAAGGAGAAUUGAGGAAAGCGAAACACCUGUGACUGAAAGUGAAGAUUCCAACAUGGCCUGAUUUACCUUUCAAGUAACUUCUCAGGUCAUUUUCCCUUACUAUCCUAGAAGACCAAGGUGAGCCUGCCAGCCAUUGCUCUUGCAGGUCAGCAAGCUUGAUGAAUCUGUAGUUUUAUUAUGUAAAUGUGCUUAGUUACAUUUUCUUGUUCCAAAACUGAAAGGUCUGUCAGAUUUCAACAAAGUUUACAGCCAAAAUGCCUUAAAUUGUUCACUAAACUAAAAUCUUACUGUUAUUAAGAAGAAACACCUUUAUAAUAAUUUAAUUUCUCUGAUAAUUGACUUCUUCCUCACUUCUGAUAGAUUUAUUUAGAUAUUAUAAACAUUUUCCUUUUUAGUAGCCGUAUCUCUUGUUGUCUUGGCAAUUAAAGCCUAUUCUGUGUUAUUUUUCUCCUGUGAUCUUGCCGAUGUACAGUAAUCACCUUCAAGAAGUUGUGACACUUUCUAAACGUUGUGGAAUGCA
Coturnix japonica (Japanese quail) is the source of this 969-nucleotide messenger RNA. RefSeq names its product centromere protein S (gene CENPS). Gene Ontology annotation, molecular function: chromatin binding; protein heterodimerization activity. Gene Ontology annotation, biological process: resolution of meiotic recombination intermediates; replication fork processing. The record is from RefSeq and is a predicted model, not a curated record. Lineage: Eukaryota; Metazoa; Chordata; Aves; Galliformes; Phasianidae. Gene Ontology annotation, cellular component: FANCM-MHF complex.